CUUGACGACAGGCUGAAGAAGGCGAUCGCGCACAUGGGUUGGCAACAACCUACUCUCAUCCAAACUCAAGCUAUUCCUCUCGCCCUUCAGGGCAAGGACAUCCUGGCCAAGGCAAAGACGGGCUCGGGCAAGACAGGAGCGUAUGCGCUUCCGAUCCUUCAGAAGAUUCUCCAGUCAGAGGGCUACAACAAGAACACCAGGAUUGAGAGGUCAGGACCUGUCGCAGUCGUGCUUGUCCCAACGAGGGAGCUUGUCGAGCAGGUCAGACAAGUGUUCUCCGAGCUCUGUUUCUUCGUUCCGUCAGUCACUCUGGCUGCCAUCACGGCGGAUCAGAGUCUUGCGGCCCAGAAGUCGAUCCUUCUCACGAAGCCCCACGUCCUCAUCGCGACGCCCUCGCGCCUCGACCAGCACGUAAAGCUUGACAAUGUUCUGCUCAGGGAGAGCACAGAGAUGAUUGUCCUCGACGAGGCUGAUCUGCUGUUGUCCUUUGGGUUCGAGGACGAGAUCAAGAGCAUUGCGGGCAGCCUCCCCAACAUCUGCCAGUGCAUGCUCAUGUCGGCGACGCUGUCGGAGGACACGGAGAAGCUGCAGGCGCUGGUGAUGAACAAUCCCGUGACUCUGAAGGCGGAGGACAACGAGAGCGCGCAGGGCCGCCUUGCUCAAUUCUCGCUGCGCUGCUCGCAGAGGGACAAGUUCCUGAUCUCUUACGUGCUGCUGAAGCUGGGGAUCCUGCAGGGGAAGGUGCUCUUCUUCGUCAACGACGUGGAUCGCUGCUACGAGCUGAAGCUCUUCCUCGAGCAGUUCUCGAUCCGCGCGGCGGUGCUGAACUCUGAGCUGCCGCAGAACAGUAGGAUGAGCAUCAUACAGGGGUUCAAUCGUGGGUUCUACAACUACGAGGAGGAGGAGGAGGAAGCUAGCGAGGAUGAUGAAAGCGAAGAGGAAGAAGUCGAAGAAAAGACGGGAAAACGCGACCUUGAUGAUUACGGGGUGAUGAGAGGGGUUGACUUCAAGCUCGUUGACGCGGUCGUCAACUUCGAGCUCCCUCGUACCCUCCGCGCCUACACCCACAGGGUCGGGAGGACUGCGCGAGCUGGGCAGAACGGGACAGCGCUGUCGCUGGUGUCCCCGGAGGAGGUGGGAAGGCUUGAGGGACUGGCGGGGAAGCAAGCGGAGAGAGGAAUGCAAGUGAUCGAGCCGCUUCCUUUCAACCUCCAGCAGGUGGAGGGCUUCCGUUAUCGAGCAGAGGACAGUCUGAGGCGGGUAACCAAGUUGGCGAUCAAGCGCGCGAGGCUGAGGGAGAUCGAGUCUGAGUUGCUCAACUCCAAGACCCUCAAGGAGCAUUUCCAGCACAACCCACAGGACCUGCGAGCUCUGAGGCACGAUCGCACUCUUGCUCCCAACCGUCAGAUGGCGCAUCUGGCUAAAGUCCCCGACUAUCUUCUCCCGCCCUCGCUCCGCACGCAAGUGAUGCAGAGCAAGAGGGAGGCGAAGAGGAGGGCGCGGGACUCGUUGCCAGUCAACUCGAAGAAGAGGAAGAAGGAGGGCGCGGACCCGCUCAAGACUUUUCAGCCGCCG
Guillardia theta CCMP2712 is the source of this 1575-nucleotide messenger RNA. RefSeq lists its product as hypothetical. Gene Ontology annotation, molecular function: nucleic acid binding; ATP binding. The transcript has 7 exons. Gene Ontology annotation, cellular component: nucleolus. The record is from RefSeq and is a predicted model, not a curated record. The annotation marks the transcript as partial. NCBI's taxonomy places the organism in Eukaryota, Cryptophyceae, Pyrenomonadales, Geminigeraceae.